CAUGCCAGAGCCCGGCUGCAUCUCCGCAUCUGAGGGCAAAUCUGCUCUCAACUCAUCCUGCCCUGCACCGCCGACCAGAGAAACAACAAUGGACUGACGGAACACAAACACAGCACGAGAGAGACGGAGGAAGAGAGAAAGGGAAAGAGAGAGCGAGAGAAACGCCGCCUUGUUUUUGAAGCAUGCACAUAUUCUCUGGACAUAAACUCCUCGGGUUCAUAUUUGCAGAGCGGGACGGAUCGAGUGACCACAACGCCUUUGGAAAGGGGGAUGCCACAGCAAAGCAGUGAUAGCAGGAGGAUGCUUCGAUGCGAGCGGUUAUUGCAGUGCAUCUCCUGUAAGAUGGACGAGACAUUUUGGGGCUAAAGAACUGGCGACUUAUCACGUUGCGAAGGAAAUAUGUUUUGCAACUGCCGUGGGCUGUUCUAGAGGAUCAAUCUUCCCUGGCGUCAUUCCUCGCUUGUAAUAUGUAGCUCAAACGACCGCAGAGCGCGUGCAGCUGUUUCUCGGCUUGUGAAGCCCAUAAAAACAUCCCUCAUCACCGGCUGGAGCAGAGCGCCGUGGCAGCCAGCAACCUUCCCCACCUUGAGUCUCGAUGUGACGGGACAGAUGCCCCGCUAAGAAGUGAGCGCAGCCUCGAGAGCUGUCCGUGGUGCUGAAGGGAUCCGGCUGCUACUCGGGUCUCCACGAGUUGACCUUCUCUCCCGAGCAGAAAACCAUCCUCCCGCAACACACAGUAAGGUGGCAAAGCAGGCCACCGCACAUGGACAGUUGCUGGGCUUGACUGAGUCAGCCAGACAAUAUUCUCUUUCAUGGCAGUGGCACGCAAAAUCAAAACUUUGCUGACCGUCAACAUUUUAGUGUUUGUGGGGAUUAUCCUGUUCUCGGCGUACUGCAGGAUCGCGGACCGAUCCGAGGAGCUCAUCCAGAUAGGGCGUAUGUCCGACCAGAGGCUGCGAGCCAGGAAUGGCAAAGUUUCCAACUUGGUGGACAGGCAGUCUAUUCUCCAGAGGCUGGAGAGGCUGGAGGAUGUGGUCUACAACCAGCUAAACGGUUUGGCGAAGCCCAUGGGGCUCGUUGAGGGACCCGGAGGCCUUGGCCAAGGGGGAGCUGCCGCUACUCUGGGAGAGGACAGUCAUGAUAUCGAGGGGAAAUACGAGGAGUACGGCUACAACGCUCAGCUCAGUGACCGCAUCUCCCUGGACAGGAGCAUCCCCGACUACAGGCCUAAAAAGUGCAAGCUGUUGACGUACCAAGAGGACCUUCCUCAGAUCUCUGUGGUCUUCAUCUUUGUGAACGAGGCCCUGUCAGUGAUCCUGCGCUCCGUCCACAGUGUGGUCAACCACACACCAGCACACGUGCUCAAGGAGAUCAUCUUGGUGGACGACAACAGUGACAGCGUGGAGCUGAAAUUCAACUUGGACCAGUAUGUGAACAAACGCUACCCGGGCCUGGUGAAGAUCGUGAGGAACAGCAAGCGGGAGGGCCUGAUCCGAGCCAGAAUACACGGCUGGAACGCGGCCACUGCUCCUGUCGUCGGCUUCUUUGAUGCCCACGUGGAGUUCAACACCGGCUGGGCUGAACCUAUUCUGACCCGGAUGAAGGAGGAUCACACCCGCAUCAUCCUGCCCGCCAUAGACAACAUCAAGUACAACACGUUUGAGGUGCAGCAGUACGCCAACGCCGCCCAUGGCUACAACUGGGGGCUUUGGUGUAUGUACAUCAUCCCCCCGCAGGAGUGGCUGGACAAGGGCGAUGAGACAGCCCCUAUCAGAACUCCAGCUAUGAUUGGCUGCUCCUUUGUGGUCGAUCGAGAAUACUUUGGCGAGAUUGGUCUUCUGGAUCCUGGCAUGGAGGUCUAUGGAGGCGAGAACAUCGAGCUCGGCAUGCGGGUGUGGCAGUGUGGAGGGAGUAUGGAAGUCCUGCCGUGUGCCAGAGUGGCUCACAUCGAGCGCACCAAGAAGCCCUACAACAAUGACAUAGAUUACUACGCUAAGCGCAAUGCCUUGCGGGCCGCUGAGGUGUGGAUGGAUGAAUACAAAUCGCACGUCUACAUGGCCUGGAACAUACCCAUGAACAACCCUGGGGUUGACUUUGGGGAUGUCUCGGAGCGCUUGGCCUUAAGGAAGAGGCUGCAAUGUCGGAGUUUCCGCUGGUACCUUGAACACGUCUACCCAGAGAUGCGGAUCUACAACAACACCAUCACCUACGGCGAGGUGAGGAACAGCAAAGCUAGCGGCUACUGCCUGGACCAGGGCGCUGAGGACGACGACAAAGCCAUCCUCUACCCCUGCCACGGCAUGUCCUCCCAGCUCGCCCGCUACGCUACUGAGGGGCUUCUACAACUAGGACCCCUGGGGUCGACCACCUUCCUGCCUGACACAAAAUGCCUCGUCGAUGAUGGCAGAGGACGCACUCCCAGACUGAAAAAAUGUGACAUUGUCUCAAGGACUUCACAGAGGCUUUGGGACUUUACACAGAACGGCCCGAUCAUCAGCAGGGACACCGGUCGAUGCUUGGAGGUAGAAAUGUCCAAAGAUGCCAACUUUGGCCUUCGCCUGGUUGUCCAGAGAUGCUCCGGUCAGAAGUGGAUGAUACGAAACUGGAUUAAGCAUCCCAGACACUGAAGCCAGAGAACAACCUCUGAGACAGUUUGUGCAGUGUUUCAAGUUGCAGUUGGAUCUCAAACUGUGGACGGUUCAGAGAGGAGCAGGGGUUGGUGCUGCUAGUGUGUAGUAUUUCACACUACAGACUGCACAGCACACUAAGCUUUCCUCAGGCCACAGAGCUUAGUCUCCAACACCCAGUGUUAAAGAAGAAUCAGAUCAAUCCAUGUGUUCACAGAGACCUUAUGGCAAGCUGCGCUGUUUGAAAUGGCCCACAUUUCUGACAUUCAGCUACAUGUAUAGAACAGAGUUACAAGACACCUGAGUGCAGCCCCUGAAGGUGGGUCAAGAUCCUAGUCAUUAUUUUGUUUCUACUGUAAAACUAUCAGAUCAGAUGAGAAAGAGUGUGUGUGAGCGUGUGAGUGUUUAGUUCAGAGAGUGAAUUAGAGCAAAUCAAAUGCUGUCAAAUGCCACAUUAAAGUGAUUGUUUUGGGUUGUGAUUUGGAAGAUUGCUUUGGACAUAUUGUGCUGCACUGGCAGGACAUGUAACAGGCUUCACUGGGGCUGCCCAUCACCUGAGCGGGGGGCAUCUCACCUGCACUCACACAAACAGUUCUUUGUUUCUUUGGACUGUAUUGCUCACUGAGACCAGGAGCAAUCAUGUGCCUUUUUUUCUCAUUUCUCUGCUUAAUCUGACAAGGGAAUGUCAGUCCCAAAAGCAUGUACAAAAUUAUUUGAAAAAGUAUUAAUAUAUAAAACAAUGUAUAAAACAGUGUAAUGAUAGUAAUAUAUUGUAAAAAGUGAAGAAUUGAUAUCCGUCCGAUGAUAACAGUUAGGAUAAUAAAAUCGUUUUUUUGAUGA
Messenger RNA from Cottoperca gobio, 3467 nucleotides. It is a transcript of the gene galnt9, whose product is annotated as polypeptide N-acetylgalactosaminyltransferase 9. The record is from RefSeq and is a predicted model, not a curated record. Bases 813 to 2627 code for a protein of 604 amino acids. Gene Ontology annotation, cellular component: Golgi apparatus. Gene Ontology annotation, molecular function: polypeptide N-acetylgalactosaminyltransferase activity. The transcript is spliced from 11 exons. Gene Ontology annotation, biological process: protein O-linked glycosylation. NCBI's taxonomy places the organism in Eukaryota, Metazoa, Chordata, Actinopteri, Perciformes, Bovichtidae.